GCCCCAUACACUGUCUCGAUGGAUGAUAAACACGUGCACGUGAAGAUCUCGGCGAUCGCCCUCGUGCUUACGAUCCUAUCAACUGCUGCCAUCCACCUAGACAAUCCGAACUUCUCGCAGCCAAUAGCCAAUGUUACGGCGGCGGUCGGAAGGGAGGCCAUCUUAGAGUGCGUCGUUCAAAAUCUUGGAGUAUAUAAGGUGGCUUGGUUGAGGGUUGAUACGCAGACAAUCCUGACUAUCCACAGUCACAUUAUCACGAAGAACCAUCGAAUCGGUGUGACCCACAGCGAAUACAAGACGUGGUAUCUUCACAUCAAAGAGGUCCGUGAGUCUGAUAUGGGUUGGUACAUGUGUCAGAUCAACACCGACCCCAUGAAGAGCCAGAUAGGAUACUUGGAUGUAGUCGUGCCUCCGGACAUAAUUGAUUAUCAGACGAGUCCCGAUAUGGUUAUUCAGGAGGGCCUGAACGUGAGCCUCCGAUGUGUGGCCAGAGGCUCCCCAACACCAACCAUAGUAUGGAGAAGGGAAAGCGGGGAAACCAUCCCCGGCGACGAUGCCGGUGCAAGCGGAUCAGUAUUAAACAUUAACAGGGUGAGCAGGAAGCAGAUGGGUCCAUACCUAUGCAUUGCGUCCAACGGGGUUCCGCCGUCGGUCAGUAAACGGAUCACCCUCAUUGUUCACUUUCCCCCCAUGAUCUGGAUCCAGUACCAGCUGAUCGGUGCCUACGAUGGUCAGCACAUCACCCUGGAAUGCCAUUCCGAAGCGUACCCAAAGUCGAUCAAUUAUUGGACUCGCGACACGGGCGACAUCGUCCCAAGAAAUGAGAAAUACGAGCCGAUCUUGGAGCACGAUACUUACAAAGUGCACAUGAAACUAAUCAUAAAUAAAAUCGAGCCAGGCGAUUACGGCAUCUACAAAUGCAUCUCGAAGAAUGCCAUCGGCGAAACCGAUGGGACCAUUAACGUUUAUCGCAUACCUAGGCCAGCGUUCUCCAAUAAGACUUCGAUGCACCGGAAGAAGAAUAAUUCAAUGUCAAAUGAUGUUACAUAUCAACUAGGUUCUUCCACUGCAGAUCGACCGGGCCCUUUGUUCCUGGGAGACGAGCAAGGAUCGGGGACGCGAAUCGUCGGGAAUUCCAGGAUCCUCUUGUUUGUAAUUGCGUUCAUGUUUUACGUGAUUUUGUAUUGAAGCCGGUGUCUAAUUUUCUGUUCGUUGUCCUGUACGAGGAACGAGCGUUGCGUCGAGCUUAGAUUAAUUUAAGGAAUUUGGAAUGAGACAAUAAUAACGAAUGUAAAGAUGAUAGAAGUAAAAAAAAGUAAAAUAAAAAUAAAGUAAAAUAAAAAGUAUAUUAUUAUCAUUUGACGGACGCUCGUUCCACGCGAUAACUAACUAACUAACGUGUAGAUGGGUUAAUUGUUUCAGUUUAAUUGCUAUUUUUGUACGCUUCCCUGGGUGAGAGUAAAUAAAGGAUUGAAAUAUAUGGGGUGGAGAGAGAAAUAAACAAAGAGAGAG
Nicrophorus vespilloides is the source of this 1512-nucleotide messenger RNA. Its product is annotated as lachesin-like. The transcript has 10 exons. The coding region runs from base 19 to 1188 and encodes 389 amino acids. Lineage: Eukaryota; Metazoa; Arthropoda; Insecta; Coleoptera; Silphidae. The record is from RefSeq and is a predicted model, not a curated record. Gene Ontology annotation, cellular component: neuron projection.